CCCGCCAAGCAAACUCCACAACCGAAGCCACCGAACUCGAAGUCUAUUGCAAUCCGCACACGAUCUGUUUGUCAAAAUUCCGUCGAGAAGAAACAAGAAUUAAUUACCCAAGAAAGUUCUAAAUGUCUCUCCUCUCUCCAAAAUCUCCCUUCUCCUCCUUCCAAAGGCCUUCAAAUCUUUUCUACAGGCCCCCGAGCAUCGCAUUUCCGCGCCCAUCUCAAACUUCCUCGGGGGGUUUUGUAAGGAUUGAAGCGAGAGGGAUUGCUCGAAAGGAGAGUGCAAAGGUCCGGAACCGUAGAUUACAGAAGAAGUUCAAUGGCUCACCUACAAAGCCAAGGCUCUCUGUUUUCUGUUCUGGCAAACAAUUGUAUGCAAUGUUGGUCGAUGAUCAAAAUAAGAAGACCCUGUUUUAUGCGAGCACUUCGCAGAAAUCCAUCCGAGGCGAGCCAACUUGUACCACUGUAGAAGCUGCUCAAAGGGUGGGAGAAGAACUCGUUAACGCAUGCAAGGAGCUGAAUAUCUCUGAGAUAUCAUCGUUCGAUCGCAAUGGUUUCGCUCGAGGAGAGAGGAUGUCAGCAUUUGAGAUUCCAAUCGCACAACAUGGUUUUCUGCUGCGAUAGAUGGGGGUUCUUAGUCUUGCUAUCUUGUCUAUUAACUCUAAAAUGCUAGAUAGAUUGGUCCUACGAACUUAAUCAUGUGUUCAAUAGGAAAAAAUAAUGUAGUUUUUAAACAAAUUUAUGAGUGAUUUGAAACUUUGGAGCUGAUCU
This is a messenger RNA of Asparagus officinalis (garden asparagus), 767 nucleotides long. RefSeq names its product 50S ribosomal protein L18. Gene Ontology annotation, molecular function: 5S rRNA binding; structural constituent of ribosome. Bases 123 to 620 code for a protein of 165 amino acids. NCBI's taxonomy places the organism in Eukaryota, Viridiplantae, Streptophyta, Magnoliopsida, Asparagales, Asparagaceae. Gene Ontology annotation, cellular component: ribosome. The record is from RefSeq and is a predicted model, not a curated record. The transcript has 4 exons. Gene Ontology annotation, biological process: translation.